This is a messenger RNA of Gambusia affinis (western mosquitofish), 2495 nucleotides long. RefSeq names its product ras and EF-hand domain-containing protein (gene rasef2). NCBI's taxonomy places the organism in Eukaryota, Metazoa, Chordata, Actinopteri, Cyprinodontiformes, Poeciliidae. The transcript has 17 exons. Gene Ontology annotation, molecular function: GTP binding; calcium ion binding; GTPase activity. Bases 114 to 2099 code for a protein of 661 amino acids. The record is from RefSeq and is a predicted model, not a curated record.
UUAUUUGUCUCAGACGCCGCUGAAGUACGUACGUCCAAAGGGAGGUGAAUGGCCCUAUUUAAAUUUUCAUACGGUCUAAUUUGAAUGCGAUUUUUUUUUUUUUAUCAGAAACUAUGAGCCGACCCAGUCUUCGAAGGUUGUUUUCCGCUUGCGAUGUAAACAAGUCCGGAAGGAUUGAGUAUGAGGACUUCACAGUGGUCUGCAGGGAGCUUAGCGUCCCGAACACUGAGGUCCAAACUCUGUUCGAUAAGUUCGGAGCUUGUGAGGACGGCUACAUCGACUACAGCCGGUUUUCCUCCAGGUUUCAGGAAGUUUCAGAGACUCUCAACUUGGCGUCAUUUGGCGCAGGAGCAGCCCCUACUCCGUGGGAAGAGUUUGUGGCCAGGAUAGAUGAGGAGUUUGUCCUCUCUGAGAGUCUCAGGGAGCAGCUGGCUGACCUUUACCAGGCCAUUCACUUCUCUGCAAACACAACUCUUCUGCAGGCGUAUGAGGAAACCAUCCGCUCCCUUGUCAGUCUAAGCCUGGAAAACAAACUAGUGAGUGAACAGUUGGAGACCAGUUUGAAGAGAGCUGAAGAGUUGAAUACUAGUCGGCUGGCAGAGCUGGAGGACGACAUUCAGCAACAGUUAGCCCGAGCAGAGGAGCGGGCCAGAGACGAGGAGCGAAAGAAAAUGGAAGGAAUCAUAGCAACCAUGCAGAGGAAACACAACGAAGAGAUUGCAGAUCUGCAUGCCACAGCUGAUCAACUGUUAAUGAACCAGGAGAGCUCUGAACUAAACCACACAAAAGAUGAGGUGAUCAAACUGAACAAACAGAUCAGUGAUCUCUUGCAGGAAAAUGAGCAGUUGCGAAGUUCUCUGGUGCAAAACCAGACAAACAUGGCUGUACUCCACUCUGAAAUGGACAAGCUGAAGAACAUGUUUGGAGAGCAGAAAGCCCAGCAUGAAAGAGAAGCAGAAGUAUUAAAAAAGAUGUUGACAGAAUAUCAGUCGUACUCUAAUCACAUUCAGAUCCUCCAGGAAAUGAACAAGAAGCUUUAUGACAGUAAUGAUGGACUGCGCUCAGCUUUAGCCAGUCAAAUGGUUGCAGCUAAAAGGAGGCUGAAUCCUCAAGACAAAAUCCCUGCCAGGAGAAUGAAACCUAUUCGACAGAGCACACUCAAUCAUGGCAGAUCCGAGCAGAACCCCAGCAUCUUCCGUGUGUCCACCUGGGCUGACCGGUACUUGGACAGCGGCUUGCCAAUGGACACGGUUGAGAGCUCAGCCAGUGACUAUGAUACUGACGACAGCAUGAGCUCUGUGGAAACCGUGCACCACAGUUACUCGUCCAUCCCAUCAGACAUAGAGAUAUCAGAGGUUAGGUCCGAGGCCGCAGUCUCUGUAGCUCCCAGCCAAACCAGCUCCAUCUCCUCAUCCCUGCGAAAACGCUUGUCUGCCUUUCCCACCAAGCAGUUAGGGGACAACAUCACAGUGACAGAAGGUCCUUCACCAGUGUACCGUGUUGUUUUAGCAGGAGAUGCAGGAGCUGGAAAGUCCAGUUUUCUGUUGCGGUUGACAGUCAAUGAAUUUAAAGCAGACAUUCAGACAACGUUAGGUAUUGAUUUCCAGAUGAAGAAGAUGCAAGUGGAUGGAGAGACAAUGAGUCUUCAGAUAUGGGACACGGCCGGUCAGGAAAGGUUCCGUAGCAUUGCCAAGUCCUUUUUCCGUAAAGCUCAUGGAGUCCUGCUGCUUUAUGAUGUUACCUCAGAAAAGAGCUAUCUGAACGUCAGAGAGUGGAUAGAUCAAAUUCAGGUAUCUGCAGCUCUGGAGUCUGCAGAUGAAAAAAUUCCCUUUUGUGUUGUCGGAAACAAGGUGGACCUCCGGGAGCAACUUCCUGAGGGAAGCUGCGUUUGCAGCUCACAUGGAGAAAAGCUGGCCAAGGCGUAUGGCGCCAUGUUCUGUGAAACGAGUGCCAAAGAAGGAACCAACAUUGUUGAAACUGUGCUUCAUCUAGCACGAGAAAUAAAGAAAAAUGGCAAAUUGAGGUGGGAGUCAGAAUCUCGGAUCAUAUUGAAUGAAACUCUCCCGAAGAAGGUUGUUAAAGGUUGCUGUGGACUGUAAAUAUGAGGACAGAACAUUGAAGAAUGUCAUGGUGCUUGUAUCUCAAAAAGGAACAACAUUAAGCUUGUUUACAUUUGUUUUUAUUUUAUUCUAUUUCACCUCUUAACUGUAAACAUAAUUUUGUGAAGGGUUACUCUUUGGUCAAAAUGAAGGUUUUUGUAGUAAACUGCACAUGUAUAAAUACAAAUUCACAUCAUGCAUUUUGUCAAAAAUAUUUAAGCUUUUAUAUUUAUUUGGAAAUGGAUAACCUGAAUUUGGAUUUAGCCUAAAUAUAUUUAAUAAUUUUAAGAGUUUUGUCAAAUGUUUUUGUUCAAAUCUCCCUUUGGAGUCAGGACUGUAAUGCUAACAGAGAUGUAUUCAUUUAGAGGAUUACAUUUACCGACAUCUCCUUCAAUA